AUGGUCACACAUUACAUAAGAUUUAUUGAAACACUGCGUUGUGAUUUCGGGCAUCCAGCUGCGUUAUUAAGCCGCAAUGCUCUCGUUAUGUGCCAUAUAGAUACUGGUAACUCUUCCUCCGCAACUGCGAUAUGUCCAAACCGCGUUAACGACACCGAAUAUAUUUGGUAUCCUCAAGCAACUCUUAACGAUGGCGUUCAUCUCAAAACGUACGUGAGUGAAAAUGGCCAGUUUCGUUCCACUUUGCUGUCGGAAGUAGUGAGAUAUGAAGCCAUGAAUAAUCUCAUACGGACGGUGUCUACUCCGUCCACAACGGAACUGCACAUGUCCUUAUCAUUUAGUGAAUUGUUUGUCAUUGGUGAACAUCGUUUGAUAUUUCUGUGUGGGCCGCGACAUUUAAUUCUGAGUGCUGCACUGCAGAGUAUUCUGGGUGGUCUCAAGAGUGCCAACCAAACUCAGGAAUUCCCUUCGACCCCAUCCACACCAUUGACUCAGGAGAUAUCCAAGAUAGGGCAUGGAUUGGGCGUGCUUUUCUUGUACAGAGGCCGCCAGCAUCUACCGCUUCAAGGCUGCGGUAACCGCCCCUCACCGCUUUUUGCACCGGACAACGUUGUCACUGUAGACCCCGUCACACGCACACGCUCGUGUGUGGUGGAUCCUAUGUCAAAACCACCUAUCGGGUUCCUUUGUGAAGGCAGAAUUGAGCCCAAUGAUUGUAUGAAAUCGCUCCUGGACAAGAAUGGAGGUAUUAUGACUGUCCCCGAACCAUUUCCGUAUUGGGGCUUCGAAGAUAGUAAACCUUGGGUGAUAGCGACGUAUUUUCAGGAAUUAGCAUUACCACCUUUCUAUGGCGAAUGCCGGUGCAUAGAUUCCGAAACCGGUCAGCUUAAAGCCAGGAUAGAGAUCCGUUCGAAAGACGAGUACGUUUGCGACAUUGCAAGCAUGAUCUUCCGCAAUCGCGUGCGGCCUAUCCGUGGACCUUGGUGCUCGGUGGUACUUCAUCCUGGAAGCACCUUAACCAUCAGGUUGCCAGCAAAUGUCUUCAACUCGGCUGCUGCUGACGAGGAUUUUUCUGCUGUCCCCUUCUCACAGCUGCCGUCUGCCUAUGAGUACGAAUCUAAGUUUAUGCCGAAGGACUUGACGAGGCUGCGACAACAGACGGAUUAUUAUGACCUUGAAACGUAUGACGAAAUAUCCUACAACAAAGGACUUGCCGGCGAUGCCCUUGAGUUGGAUGUUUCACAAAUCGCCCGAGGAGAGGUGAAGCUGAAGUACCAUUUGGAUAAACCACUGGCGCUAAGGAGAGGGUCCAACUCAUUCUUUUAUCACUGGACUUUGAUAUCUAAGAACGAGAACGUUCCGGAUAAGAUACGCGCCGUUCUAAAUGUGUCUUACGCAUUUACGCAUUAUUACCGUAUCGUCGGUUGCGACCAAGGGACACCAGGUGUGUUUGAUGGUAACAUUAUCAGGCGGCAUUGCUCAACGAAAGAAAUAGGAAAUGGUAUUGGGCAAACGUACGAAUGCACUUUCAAUAGAAUGUCAAACAUGUUGUGGGCCGGUAUUCACUGCAGAUCUGACGAGGAGCUGCUGCCGGAUAACUGUAAGUCCACAGGAUACAAUAUGUAUUCUAAUUCUAUUAUGCCAUUUCCGAGAACGGUGCGUAAUGCGACUACAUAUCCUAUUCCAGGUUUUCAGGUAUUCGACAUGUGGUUCCAACAUAGUCCUCUCAGUCAUGCCUGCGUCUGCGUCGACCAACUUGGGUACGAAAAGUCUAAGCUUGUUUUAGAACUCAGCCAUGAAGAAAGCCAUACAUACAUAGUACGUCGUGAAACUAGGUUUCACAGGUUAUUCCCAUAUCUACGGCUGCCUUGGCAUAAGGUCGGAUUGUUACUUGAAGGACACACAUCAACAAGAUUUAUUAUGCUGCACUACACAUCCAAAAAGUACGUUAAACUACACCCGGGCACAAUGUUCUCGAUGAGUUGCGUACUUGACCGCGACGUUCAGGGCAUUGCAAAUAAUGGAGCAAUGGAAACUACGUGGCUACCAAACCAACCUAAGGAAUUCCAUUAUACUGUUGUCCACACCUCACACGGACGUGCGCUUGUUAGUACGCCACAUAAAGACAUAAUGGUUAGCACAAAUUCCGGAUUGGAAAUCGUUCACCAUGACGAAUCUAUGAGAUUUAGAUAUAAAAGAUUGGAUAUCACAUCACGCCGAGGCGCUGUUUUGAUAUCCAAAGACCCACAUCAGAAGAAAUAUGUGUCUAUGACAUUCGUCUGUGGUAAGUCGCAACAGCUAGAGGAUUUGUCCCCCAUCACCGGUGAUGCGUUAUCUUCAGACGCAUCCGUCCAGCCCUUUUCCAAUAUCACAGAAUUGUCAGAACAAUACACGUGGAAUAUCGUUAAGGUUAACGUCGAGACAACGGACCCGUAUAUGCAAGGCUGCGGCGUUACCUACGCAUCGGAUGAGCUGUUCAAACCUGAGACACCUCCACUCUACGACGGUGAUGGGCAGUCGCAGUUUGGCUGCAAGAUUGAUCUUCAGGCUGCCAAGGAAGCUGCAUUCUACUGCCCGGCGCCGUAUGUCCUGGAUCCUCCCAACUGCUUCAGCCAGGUCUAUGUCGAUGGCGAAGUAAAGAGCAUGAGCGAACUCAGCAAAUCGUUGGUGGCAUCUCGAUCCAACCACUUUGUCAUCCUUAGAUUUGACAGUUCACGCGUCGGUCAAAAUGAGACGUUGCGCCAGACGCCUCCGUUGGAAUGCCGCUGCGUCACCGUCAAGGGUGUCGUUCUCUCCACCAUACAGAUAGGGAACUAUUACUCGAAGUUAUGA
This is a messenger RNA of Babesia ovata, 2832 nucleotides long. RefSeq lists its product as uncharacterized. The coding region runs from base 1 to 2832 and encodes 943 amino acids. NCBI's taxonomy places the organism in Eukaryota, Apicomplexa, Aconoidasida, Piroplasmida, Babesiidae. The record is from RefSeq and is a predicted model, not a curated record. The transcript has a single exon.